Esox lucius (northern pike) is the source of this 2691-nucleotide messenger RNA. RefSeq names its product TP53 induced glycolysis regulatory phosphatase b (gene tigarb). The record is from RefSeq and is a predicted model, not a curated record. Gene Ontology annotation, cellular component: cytosol. The coding region runs from base 288 to 1109 and encodes 273 amino acids. Lineage: Eukaryota; Metazoa; Chordata; Actinopteri; Esociformes; Esocidae. Gene Ontology annotation, molecular function: fructose-2,6-bisphosphate 2-phosphatase activity. Gene Ontology annotation, biological process: fructose 2,6-bisphosphate metabolic process; positive regulation of DNA repair; negative regulation of programmed cell death. The transcript has 7 exons.
UUCAAGACAACUGGCGGUGCUCUCGUGACAACUCAGCAGGAAAAACCGGAGGUCAAAUCAUGUCAGCGAUCUGGUUCGAAAGUUGGUGCUUUAAGAUCAUCCUCAAGUUUCCGACUUCAGAUGGCGGUUCAAAUAUAUUUUUCCCUGUCUGAUCUUUUCCAGUCUACAUCUUCAUCAUUGAUGCUGGUCUAAAAUGCUUACAUUUACCUUGACACUUGUUAGACAGGUAUUAUAGUUUCAAGACCUAACGCUUGGUCUGAAUGCACGGUUGGUAAGGACAUUGGAAAAUGUUGUCGACUGCAACCGUGAUGAGGCCAAAUAAAAAUGGGGAGACACAAUACAACAAGGACAAGCUCCUACAAGGUCAGGGGGUAGACACUCCUCUGUCAGAGCCGGGGCAGCUGCAGGCACAGGCAGCAGGACUGUACCUUAGAGAUAUCAGGUUCUCCAAUGUGUUUGUCAGUAACCUGCAGCGUGCAAGACAGACUGCAGAAAUAAUUAUGAGGAACAAUAUUCACUCCUCGGAGGUUGAGAUGGUCUUCGAUCCCUUACUCAGAGAGAGGGGUUUUGGGAUCGCAGAGGGACGACCCAAGGAGGAUCUGAAGAACAUGGCCAACGCAUCUGGACAGUCGUGUCGAGACUAUACUCCCCCUGGAGGCGAGACCUUGGAACAGGUAAGGCUGCGAUGCAAGAAGUUUCUAAAGGCCCUUUACCAGCGCAUGGUAGACGACCACUGCAGCUCUGGGCAGGGUCAUGCUGCUGUGGGAACAGAAGCCGGGGCGGGCGCAGCCGUGUCUGAGACAGAUGUGCCCCCGGCUGGCCUGCCGGAUGACGGGAUGGAGGGCAUCCAUCUCCACGCCCUGGUGGUAAGCCACGGGGCCUACAUCCGCGUAGCUGUGAGACAUUUUGUGGAGGACCUGCAGUGUACUCUGCCCCAGGUGCAGAGGAUGUCCCAAGUGUUUUCAGCCUGCCCCAACACGGGCAUCAGCCGCUUCAUCCUAACGCUGUCGCCCGGUGAGUCUGGCCCGGUGCCCUCGGCUGUCCGCUGUGUCUUCACUAACAGGAGGGAUCACCUGACCUCUCGUGACAUAUGUUACAUAAAACAUUGAAGGGACAUUUCACUUAAUGGUGAAUGUUUGUCAGAUGGUUUCAGAUCGUCCCCGAACUUAGGAUGGGCAGAUGUAGAACUAUGUGUGUCAGUCCUAAAUGAAUGUAGACAUUGAGUACUGUCUAAUUUAAAGGCUGAACACUGUAUUAGCUAUCAUAGAUGUAUACCUGAAUCUGGUUUAAUAUGGACAUUAGACGUCAGUGGUCUGAAAAUGGGAAAAUUAUUCACCAAUUGAUAUUUAUACGCAAGCUAAACAAAGCAUUUUUUGCACUGUUCAAUUUUGCACUCUAUGUUAUUUACUCAGUCUGUUGUUAGAUUUAUUUUUUUGUUCAUUAUCUUAACUUAGACUGAAAUUGUUACAUUAAUUUAAACAUUCAUUAGUAAGUAAAUAAGAUUGCAAUGGUCCUGGCGGUUGUCAACUUCAGAGUAACUCAGUCAUGGCAAAGCAAUGUCAUUACCAUCAUAAGAAACUAUAGGCAUUGAGUGUGUGAUGGCUUCACAAAUACUCCUGACUGGAACCAAAGCAGCCUGUUUUACCAUUCAAUGUUUUCUUGGUAAGCAACAGCCGUGUAGAUUUGGUCUGAUGCGCCUUGUCAUAAAUAUCCUGCAUACAAAAUUACACUGAUUGACCCAAUAGUCUAGUAAUGAACAGACAUCCUUUAAUUAGGAUGUCUCAGCCACCACUAGCACGGUUUUGACCAAACUUGGGGAAUGAUGCACCUUGCCAAAGUGGUCCCACAACUACAGAACCAUGCAGAUUGGCCAAAAGGGAGUGAUAAAGUAAUGUUCUGAAUGUUUGCUGGUGAGGAUUUAGAAUUGGCUUAACGGGAAACUGAUAUAUCACAAUUAUAUUGUGGAAUAACUAAAAUGUUAUUGUCAGAUUCUUCCUAUCACCUUUAUUAAAAUCUGUAGAUGAUUUAAGAUCACUUUCCUUCCUCUGCUGGCAACUUGGUAAGGAAUGAUGCCAGUAUAUCUAUCAUGAUAUGGUGUAUUAAUAAAGUAUUUUAAUUCCUUUAUCAUGCUUAAAUUGAUAUUGAGUGUCUGAAAAUAUUUUUCACUUGGCAAAUAAAUAUAGUGAUUUGUGGCAAACAAAAAUCACUAUUAUAUAAUUUUAAAGCAGAAAGAUAAGAAGGCACUGUAUUUGCAAUCACGCUAAGUGGGAACUACCUCAGUUGUUAUACUAGUGUAUUUCUUGUGUGAGAAAUACCUCAAGAUGUAGAGGAUAGAGACUCAUAGAAAUAGUGUAAAUUAUUUUCUCCUUAGCUCUCAAUGGACAAUUUUGUAGUUAAAUUCAUCUGUGUAAAAAGGGUAUAUAGUGAAUAUCCUGAGUGGAUUUCCGGGUCUUCCAUUAUUUAUGCAUGUGAUUUUCAUGUGAAAAGAGAGAAUUCCACACAAUGCAAUGUCUGGUUUGGAAUUCAUACACACAGUUUUAGUAUGGAUACUCUUUCAUUUUUAUCAACUUUAAUGUAACUAAGCCCUAAGAGCUUAGGAUGCUUUUGUUUGCUAGUUGAUGUCAUGUGUAGUUUUUGUCAGUAUUGCUGUAUUUCAGUGUAGUGAUGCCUAUAUAAAUGCUUGCAGCCUCA